Molecule: messenger RNA, 7544 nt
Organism: Manis pentadactyla (Chinese pangolin)
Lineage: Eukaryota; Metazoa; Chordata; Mammalia; Pholidota; Manidae
Gene: AGRN
Product: agrin
Exons: 38
Coding region: 99-6305 (2068 amino acids)
Biological process (GO): G protein-coupled acetylcholine receptor signaling pathway; receptor clustering
Molecular function (GO): calcium ion binding; laminin binding
Source: RefSeq, a predicted model, not a curated record
CCUCCCGGGAACUGCGUCCCGUCCUGUCCAGUCCCGUCCCCGGCGCGGCCCGUCCCACGCGCUUGCUCCGGCAGCCUUCCGCAGCCUCGGCCCGCGCCAUGGCCAGACCGCGUCCGUCCCGCUGGGCCCGUCUGCAGCCGCUGCUGCUCCUGGUGGUGGCCGUGCGCGCUCUGCCCGGCGCCGACGGGACGUGCCCCGAGCGCGCGCUGGAGCGGCGGGAGGAGGAGGCGAACGUGGUGCUCACUGGCACCGUGGAGGAGAUCCUCAACGUGGACCCGGUUCAGCACACGUACUCGUGCAAGGUUCGGGUCUGGCGGUACUUGAAGGGCAGAGACGUGGUGACCCAAGAGAGCCUGCUGGAUGGUGGCAACAAGGUGGUGAUUGGCGGCUUUGGAGACCCCCUCAUCUGUGACAACCAGGUGUCCACUGGGGACACCAGGAUCUUCUUUGUGAACCCUGCACCCCCAUACCUGUGGCCAGCCCACAAGAAUGAGCUGAUGCUCAACUCCAGCCUCAUGCGCAUCACCCUGAGGAAUCUGGAGGAGGUGGAGCAUUGCGUAGAAGACAAACCUGGGACCCACUUCACUCCAGCCCCUCCGAUGCCUCUGGACGCGUGCCGAGGGAUGCUAUGUGGUUUCGGAGCCGUGUGUGAGCCUAGUGCAGAGGGUCCGGGCCGAGCCUCCUGCGUGUGCAAGAAGAGCACCUGCCCCAGUGUGGUGGCCCCAGUGUGCGGCUCAGAUGCCUCCACCUACAGCAAUGAAUGCGAGCUGCAGCGGGCUCAGUGCAGCCAGCAGCGGCGGAUCCGCCUGCUUAGCCGCGGGCCCUGCGGGUCCCGCGACCCCUGUUCCAAUGUGACCUGCAGCUUCGGCAGCACCUGUGCACGCUCAGCCGAUGGACAGACAGCCACGUGCCUGUGCCCUGCAACCUGCCCCGGGGCCCCGGAGGGCCCUGUGUGUGGCAGUGAUGGCGCUGACUACCCCGGCGAGUGCCAGCUCCUGCGCCACGCCUGCGCGCGCCAGGAGAAUAUCUUUAAGAAGUUCAACGGCCCCUGUGACCCAUGCCAGGGUGCCAGCAGUGACAUGAGCCGCAUCUGCCGCGUGAAUCCACGCUCGCGGCGCCCUGAGAUACUUCUGAGGCCAGAGGGCUGCUCUCCCCAGCUUGCGCCUGUGUGUGGGGAUGAUGGGGUCACUUAUGACAAUGACUGUGUCAUGGGCCGCUCUGGGGCUGCCCGAGGCCUCCUGCUCCAGAAAGUACACUCAGGCCAGUGCCAGCCUCAAGACCAGUGCCCAGACCCAUGCAGGUUCAACGCUGUGUGCCUGUCCCGCCAAGGCCGCCCCCACUGCUCCUGCGACCGUGUCAUCUGUGACGGAGCCUACAGGCCUGUGUGCGCCCAUGACGGGCACACGUAUGACAACGACUGCCUGCGCCAGCAGGCCGAGUGUCAGCAGCAGCGUGCCAUUCCCACCAAGCACCAGGGCCUGUGUGACCAGCGCCCAUCUCCAUGCCUUGGAGUGCACUGCCCGUUUGGGGCAGCAUGUGCUGUGAAGAAUGGAGAAGCCGAGUGUGUGUGCCAGCGAGCAUGUUCAGGCCCCUACGAUCCCGUGUGCGGCAGCGAUGGCCUCACGUACAGCAGCAUGUGCGAGCUGGAAGCCACAGCCUGUGCCCUGGGGCGGGAGAUCCAGGUGGCCCGCAGAGGACCCUGUGACCGCUGUGGGCAGUGCCGCUUUGGAGCCCUGUGUGAGGCCGAGACAGGGCGCUGUGUGUGCCCCUCUGAGUGUGUGGCCUCGGCCCAGCCAGUGUGUGGCUCUGAUGGGCGCACGUAUGCUAGCGAGUGUGAGUUGCACGUCCAUGCCUGCACACGGCAGAUCAGCCUGCACGUGACCUCGGCCGGACACUGCCAGACCUGUGGAGACACAGUGUGCGCCUUUGGGGCCGUGUGCUUAGCGGGGCAGUGUGUGUGUCCCCGGUGUGAGCGCCCACCACCCGGGCCUGUGUGUGGCAGCGACGGUGUCACCUACGGCAGCGCCUGUGAGCUCCGUGAGGCUGCAUGCCGGCGACAGGCACAAAUCGAAGAGGCCCGGGCAGGGCCCUGUGAGCAGGCUGAGUGUGGCUCGGGAGGCUCCGGCUCCGGGGAGGACAGCGAGUGUGAGCAGGAGCUGUGCCAGCAUCGUGGUGGCGUCUGGGACGAGGACUCGGAGGAUGGGCCGUGUGUCUGUGGCUUCGGCUGCCAGGGUGUCCUAAGGAGCCCGGUCUGUGGCUCAGAUGGGGUCACCUAUGGCUCUGAGUGUGAGCUGAAGAAGGCCAGGUGUGAGUCGCAGCCAGAACUGUACACCGCGGCUCAGGGAGCCUGCCGAGGCCCCCCAUUGGCCCCACUGCUGCCUGCAGUUCCCCCACACUGCACCCAGACCCCCUAUGGCUGUUGCCAGGACAACAUCACUGCUGCCCAGGGCGUGGGCCUGGCUGGCUGCCCCAGCUUGUGCCAGUGCAAUCCGCACGGCUCCUACAGAGGCACCUGCGACCCAGCCUCAGGCCAAUGCUCCUGUCGCCCUGGCAUCGGAGGCCUCAAGUGUGACCGCUGUGAGCCCGGCUUCUGGAACUUCCGUGGCAUCGUCACUGACGGCCGGAGUGGCUGCACCCCCUGCAGCUGCGACCCCCAGGGGGCCGUGCGGGAUGACUGUGAGCAGAUGACAGGGCUGUGCUCCUGCAAGCCUGGCGUGGCUGGGCCCAAGUGUGGGCAGUGCCCAGACGGCCGGGACCUGGGCCCUGCUGGCUGUGAAACAGACUCCUUGGUUCCCAAGACCUGUGCUGAGGUGCAGUGUGAAUUUGGGGCGUCCUGCAUGGAGGAGGCCGGCUCUGCCCGCUGUGUGUGCCCAGCGCCCACCUGCCCGGGGACCAGCACCACCAAGGUCUGUGGCUCGGAUGGAAUCACCUAUGGCAGUGAGUGCCAGCUGAGAACCAUCGCCUGCCGCCGAGGCCUGAGCAUCUCUGUCCGGAGCCUCGGCCCAUGCCAGGAAGCUGUCAUUCCCGGUACCCACGCAACAUCCCCUCCUGUGGCCACCUUGGGUCUCAGUCUGAGCUUGGCUCUGCAGCCCCACCCCAGCACCCUCCCCCUGGCUCCUAGUAGGGCCUCCCACAGCCGGCCUACCCCUCGACCCUCAUCAGGACCUCAGACCACUGCCAGCAUCCCCAGAACCACCAUGAGGGCCGUUCUGACUGUGCCCCCAACGGCCCCCGCCGUGGCAGCCAGCCUUGCCACUGCUGCCUUCGGUGAAUCCGGCAGCGCCGAUGGGAGUGGUGAUGAAGCGCUGAGUGGUGAUCUGGAGGCCAGUGGGGCAGGCUCAGGGGGACUUGAGCCCCCUGAGGGGGUCAGUGCCGUGACCCCUGGGCCGCCCAUGGAGAGGGCUUCCUGCUACAACUCGCCUUUGGGCUGCUGCUCAGAUGGCAAGACGCCCUCACUGGACACAGAGGGCUCCAACUGUCCUGCCACCAAGGCGUUCCAGGGUGUGCUGGAGCUCGAGGGCGUUGAGGGGCAGGAGCUGUUCUACACACCGGAGAUGGCUGACCCCAAGUCAGAGCUGUUCGGGGAGACCGCCAGGAGCAUUGAGGGCGCACUGGACGAUCUCUUUCGGAACUCAGAGGUUAAGAAGGACUUCCGGAGCGUCCGCCUGCGGGACUUGGGGCCUGGCAGCGCUGUCCGAGCUAUUGUGGACGUGCACUUUGACCCCACCACGACCUUCAGGGCGCCCGACGUGGGCCAGGCCCUGCUGCAGCAGAUCCAGGCACCCAGGCGCCGGCCCCUGGGUGUGAGGCGGCCACUGCGGGACCACGUGCGCUUCGUAGACUUAGACUGGCUUCCUGCCUUCACACGAGCCACCACAGGAGCCACCCCUGCUACAGCCACGACCAGAGCCACCACUGUGGCCCGUCGGCCUUCUUCCGCCGUGACCCCUCGGGCCCUCUUCCCGAGUCACACUAGCCGGCCUGUGGGCAGGAGCACAGCCCCCCUGACCACACACCGCCCCCACCCCACGGCCCCGAGUCGUGUGCCUGGACGCAGGCCCCCGCCCCCAGGCACUCAGCAGCCCCCAAAGCCCUGUGACUCACAGCCCUGCCUCCAUGGGGGGACCUGCCAGGGCCAGGACUACGGAGAAGACUUCACCUGCAGCUGCCCAGUGGGCAGGGGAGGCGCCGUCUGCGAGAAGGCACUACACUCCUCCGUGCCAGCCUUUGGGGGCCGCUCCUUCUUGGCCUUCCCCACGCUCCGCGCCUACCACACGCUGCGCCUGGCCCUUGAGUUCCGUGCGCUGGAGCCACAGGGGCUGCUGCUGUACAACGGGAAUGCCCGCGGCAAGGACUUCCUGGCCCUGGUGCUGCUGGGGGGCCGUGUGCAGCUCAGGUUCGACACAGGCUCGGGGCCCGCUGUGCUGACCAGCUCCGUGCCCGUGGAGCCCGGUCAGUGGCACCGCCUGGAGCUGUCUCGGCACUGGCGCCAGGGCACGCUGUCAGUGGACGGCGAGACCCCCGUCCUCGGCCAGAGCCCCAGUGGCACUGAUGGCCUCAAUCUGGACACGGACCUCUUUGUGGGUGGCGUCCCAGACGACCAGGCCUCUGUGGUGCGUGAGCGGACCUCCGUGAGCGUCGGCCUCAGGGGCUGCAUCCGUGUGCUGGACAUCAACAACCAGAGGCUGGACCUCAGUGGCUGGCAGACCACUACGGCCCAGAGCUCUGGAGUGGGCGAGUGUGGGGACCACCCCUGCCUGCCCAGUCCCUGCCUUGGUGGGGCUCCAUGCCAGGCCCUGGAGGCCGGCAGGUUCCACUGUCAGUGCCCACCUGGCCGCUUCGGCCCAACCUGUGCUGAGGAGCAGAACCCCUGCCAGCCCAACCCCUGCCUUGGGGCAGCCCUGUGCUACGUGCUGCCUGAGGGCGAGGCCAAGUGCGAGUGCCCCAUGGGACGCGGGGGUCCCCUCUGCCAGACAGUCUCAGAGUGGGAUGAUCCACGGCCCUUCUUGGCCGACUUCAGUGGGUCCUCGUACCUGGAGCUGAAAGGCCUGCACACCUUGGAGCAGGACACGGGAGACAGGCUGGCACUGGAGCUGGUGUUCCUGGCGCGCAGCCCCAGUGGCUUGCUCCUCUACAACGGGCAGAAGACGGACGGCAGGGGGGACUUCGUGUCACUGGCGCUGCGCGACCACUUCCUGGAGUUCCGCUAUGACCUGGGCAAGGGGGUGGCAGUCAUCAGGAGCAAGGAGCCAGUGCCCCUGGGCACCUGGACCAGGGUCUCCCUGGAGCGGACCGGCCGCAAGGGCGCCAUGCGUGUGGGCACCGGGCCGCGUGUGCUUGGGGAGUCCCCGCACCUCCCCCAGGGGCCGCACACCGUCCUCAACCUGAAGGAGCCGCUCUUUCUCGGGGGGGCCCCUGACUUCAGCAAACUGGCCCGGGCAGCCUCAGUGCCCUCCGGUUUCAAUGGCGCCAUCCAGCUGGUUGCCCUGAAAGGCCACCAGCUGCUGACGCCAGAGCACCUGGUGCGGGCGGUGGAUGUCUCGUCCUUUGCAGAUCACCCUUGUACCCAGGCCUCGGGCCACCCCUGCCUCCACGGGGCCUCCUGUGUCCCUCAGGAGGCCACCUACGAGUGCCUGUGUCCUGGGGGCUUCUCAGGACCACACUGUGAAAGGGGGCUGAUUGAAAAGUCGGCAGGGGACCUCGACACACUGGCCUUUGAUGGACGGACCUACAUCGAGUACCUCAACGCCGUGACCGAGAGCGAGCUGACCAAUGAGAUCCCAGCCCCAGAAGCUCCAGAUUCCGGGGCCCCCCUCAGCGAGAAGGCGCUGCAGAGUGACCGCUUUGAGCUGAGCCUGCGCACAGAGGCCACACAGGGGCUGGUGCUGUGGAGCGGCAAGGCCGCGGAGCGGGCCGACUAUGUGGCUCUGGCCAUUGUGGAUGGGCGCCUGCAGCUGACCUACGACCUAGGCUCCCAGCCUGUGGUGCUGCGUUCCACGGUUCCAGUUAAUACUAACCGCUGGUUGCGGGUCAGGGCACACAGGGAACAGAGGGAAGGUUCUCUUCAGGUGGGCAAUGAGGCCCCUGUGACUGGCUCCUCUCCACUGGGCGCCACGCAGCUGGACACAGAUGGAACCCUGUGGCUGGGUGGCCUAGAGAAGCUGCCCAUCAGUCAGGCCCUGCCCAAGGCUUAUGGCACAGGCUUUGUGGGCUGCCUGCGGGACGUGGUGGUGGGUCGGCGCCCGCUGCACCUGCUGGAAGAUGCUGUUACUAUGCCAGAGCUUCGGCCCUGUCCUGCCCCUUGAGCACACUGCAGUCUGCCACCCACCCUGCUGUAAUUAUUUUCUAUUUUUGUAAACUUGUUGCUUUUUUGAUAUGAUUUUCUUGGCUAUGUGUUGGCCAGAAAGACUGCUGGCCUGGCCUCCCUCCUAUCUAGGCAGGUGAGCUGCAGAGAUAGACUUGGUGCAGAGACUCAGGGGUGAUAUGGCAGCAUGGAGGGCUUGGCCAGCAAAAUGCACCUCCGCCUCUGGCCACCGUGUCCUUGCCCCUCGUUCUGUGCCCCUCCCCCAUGUGUCUGCCUGUACUGGGCUGUUGUGUUUUCUGGCCUGUCAGCAGACACUCCCCACACACACUUCACCCAUAUUCCAUCUGGCAAGGCCAGUGUCCCCAGAGCAGGAAAGCACUCCUGGGGUGGGGGGGUGCCCUGCUUCCAUGCAAGCCCCUGGGCCUUUCCAGGUUCCCACUCGAGCUGCUUGCCCUCCCUGUGUGGGCUGUGGGCUGCAGCUAGCCUCCCAGACUAGGCUCCGGCCCAGGCUGGCCGCUCCCAGUCCUCAUGGGCCAAUACUGUGACUUAGAAGCAAUGUUACUGUUGGGGCCCCACCAUGCCCCUCCCUCUGUUGUGUCCACCAGUCCCAGGUGCUGAAAAAUUGAGGCCAGGCCCAGGCCUGUUUGGGGCACCCUGACCCUCAGCUGGCUCGGCCUGUUUACCCAGCAGCCCUGGGCAUGGCUGCAUACCCUCCCUGACCCACCAGACUCCGUGAGGAGCCCCAGGAGGGAGCGGGGCCGCCAUGUGAUGCAGUUGCCAUUGCCUGCUACCUGGGCAGCCAGGUCUGCCUCUUGAGAACAGAUGUCCAGGCCUGACCACCAACCACAGAGUCUUUAUGCAUUGACUGUGACACCUGCAGCGGUGGGCUGUCGUCUUUCCUGUCCUGGCCACAUGGCAAACCCUCUCCAGCUCUGGCGCGAGGGGUGCUUGUCCUUACUGAAGGUGACUGGAGGCCGGCCAGGCGUCUGACCAAGGCCAGGGGAUGGGCGCAGGGGCGGCAGAGUUGGCUGUAAAGCCUUAAACUGCAACGUCACAUUCAUCACAUCCUGUCCCCUGACCCUGCCCUUGUCCUGCAGGGGUGGGGCAGUGGCAGCCCCAUUCCUCCUGCAGACAGGGCUGGGCCAUUAGACACAGAGGCUGGGGGGAGCCCCAUGUGUCAUGUUACUAACUCCAGUCUGUGUCUGUCAGUCACCGUGAAAUAAAGUCUGAACACUUAAAA